AAUUUUCUGAUUCCAAUUCAAUUCCUCCGAUCAUUGGCUUUCCGUUCCCGUGUUGCCCCACUGGUUCCGACGACUUUUGAGAGCGGUAAUCGACGCAGUGACUUCCAUAUAGCUAUUGUACUUGGCUCGUUCGUUGGCAAUGGAGAAAGGAGCGCCUCCUAGCAUGUUUGUGAAUGAUGGGUCGUUCAUGGAAAGAUUUCGACAGCUUCAACAGGAGAAAGAUAAAGAGAAGGAUAAGGUUUCCCAUGUAGAGGAUUCUAAGCCUGUGAAGAUAAUAUCUGGGAUUUCAAAUCCUAGGCCUUCUGUUAAUAAAAGCUCCGUUGGAUUAAAGUCCAAUGAUGCUCAGAAGAAAGGUGGUAAGCUUGCUUUCAGCUUGAAACAAAAGUCUAAGCUCCUCGCACCUCCUGUAAAGCUUGGUACGGAGGAUGAUGAGGAUGAGGAGGAUACAAACAUUGAUCAAGGCUUUGGAUCUGCAAAGCGUCAAAAGUUGGAGCAGGGAGACACAUCCCUAAAGUCAACGAAACUGUCAGAUGUUGCACCACCUUCGCCCAGUGAUCCUACUGUGAAGAAAGUUGCUGAUAAACUAGCAAGCUUUGUUGCUAAACAUGGAAGGCCAUUUGAGCAUAUUACACGGCAGAAGAAUCCUGGGGAUACACCAUUUAAAUUUCUUUUUGACGAGAGCUGUGCGGAGUACAAGUACUAUGCAUUCAGGCUGUCUGAAGAGGAAAAAACUAUCUCACAAACCAAGGAAUCUGGUGUACUUCACAGUGGUGAUGCUGGCCCGCGGACGUCCACAACAGCAAUCACUUCGCAAAAGCCAGCUCAGCAACAAACAGGUUAUCAGAUCCCUGCUUCAGCUCUCUAUGAUGCUCCUGAGGAACCUAGAGCUUCCUCUAGAUCUGCUCAGGCAUCAAUUCCAAGAGCUAGCAACAUUGCAGGUGACUCCUAUAGUGCGCCGAGGGGUGCAGACCCUAUAUCAAUGAUGGAAUUUUACAUGAAGAAGGCUGCUCAAGAAGAGAAGAUGAGACGUCCUAGGCAGUCAAAAGAUGAAAUGCCUCCGCCAGCUUCACUUCAAGGCCCAUCUGCAACUCCCUCCACAGACCCUGGAAAGAGAGGUCAUCACAUGGGUGAUUAUAUCCCACUUGAGGAGCUAGAUAAGUUCCUUGCAAAGUGUAACGAUGCAGCUGCACAAAAAGCCACAAAGGAGGCAGCUGAGAAGGCUAAGAUUCAAGCAGAUAAUGUCGGACACAAGCUUUUGUCAAAAAUGGGUUGGAAAGAAGGUGAAGGUAUAGGAAGCUCGAGAAAGGGUAUGGCAGAUCCUUUAAUGGCGGGCGAUGUAAAGACAAACAACUUGGGAGUUGGGGCUUCUGCUCCAGGAGAGGUUAAGCCUGAGGAUGAUAUAUACGAGCAGUACAAGAAGCGAAUGAUGCUGGGUUACAAACACAGACCCAAUCCACUGGGGAAUCCCAGGAAGGCGUAUUACUAAGUACUAAUCAGCGUGAUGUGCACAAUCAUGAGCUAUCUCCUACCCCACCCAGCCCAGGCUGAGCUUUUGCUUUCCUAUUAAAAAAUAACGUUAAGUUUUUAGAUUGCUGAUAAAUUGAAUUGUUGGUAUGGGUUGGAUUUGUUUUCUUCCCCCCUAAGAAAAUUCCUGUGUGCAAAUAGAGCUGUAUCAGUUGGGAUACAGUGGAUCUGUUGCUUUGAAAUGACUGAGAUUUCGAUUUUAUUCUCAUAUCUUUAUUAAU
This is a messenger RNA of Eutrema salsugineum, 1745 nucleotides long. RefSeq names its product SURP and G-patch domain-containing protein 1-like protein. NCBI's taxonomy places the organism in Eukaryota, Viridiplantae, Streptophyta, Magnoliopsida, Brassicales, Brassicaceae. Gene Ontology annotation, molecular function: RNA binding. Gene Ontology annotation, cellular component: nucleoplasm. Gene Ontology annotation, biological process: RNA processing. The coding region runs from base 140 to 1486 and encodes 448 amino acids. The transcript has 9 exons. The record is from RefSeq and is a predicted model, not a curated record.